AUGUCGUGGUCCUCUACGCAGCAAGAGGCCGAGGGAGUGGCCCCGAUCGCGCAGUCAUGGCAUCAAUUCGAGCCAACGAUCAACACUUGGGAGAUAGUUGAAACCCACGACGUCAACAAUCCUCCCCCAUCCGCACCUCAAGAUACUACCGAAAUAAGCCCUCAUUUUGUUCUCGCCACGUGGAACGUGGAGGCGUUUGAUCAAGAGCCUGCCCGCCGCAUCACCGCAAUUCUCGACCAUCUUCUGAACCACUCGCCCUCACCCGAUAUAAUCUUCUUCCAAGAAGUGUCGACAACGAUGCUUAGUGCGUUGCUGAACAACAGCAUAGUUCGCGACAAUUGGUAUUCCAGCGAAAAAGACUCACGAAACUGGAUAGGCGCUCCUCUCACCGCUUUCGCUACAAUGACUCUCCUAUCCAAGGCCAAAUUUGGUCACAUCGGCAGGGCAGCUCUGGCGGGUCUAGGACGGGUCUCGCGAAUCAAGUAUCGAUCUUUCUACAGACGGGACGCACUGUGCAGUGAGGUGUUUGUACCAUCGCGGCAACCGGGGGCUCAGAUGACUGCGUACAAGCGGCUCCAACUUGUCAACGUGCAUUUGGACUCCCUAUCAAACGGGGCGGCAUGUCGCCCAGCGCAACUGCAGUGCGUUGGAUCACUUCUACACGACGUUGGCCAUGGGCUGGUAGCGGGAGACUUCAAUCCUGUGACUCCACAUAUCGAUGCAAGCCUGGUGGAAGACAAUGGCCUCCUCGACGCGUGGAAGGAGUUGAAAGGCGAGGAGACUGGAUACACGUGGGGAGUUAAUGGUACCGAAAGAUUCCCCGCGAACCGGAUGGACAAGGUUGCAAUGGUGGGGCUCAGACCACUGCAUAUUGAAGUUUCGCACCCGAUGCAGGUACUUCUACCUGGCGAAGAUGGCUCUGUUCCAUGGAGCGACCACUCCGGACUUAAGUGUACUUUCACGCUUGCCUCACCUUGA
Messenger RNA from Colletotrichum abscissum, 978 nucleotides. RefSeq lists its product as uncharacterized. Gene Ontology annotation, biological process: double-strand break repair. Gene Ontology annotation, cellular component: PML body; cytoplasm. The transcript has a single exon. Bases 1 to 978 code for a protein of 325 amino acids. NCBI's taxonomy places the organism in Eukaryota, Fungi, Ascomycota, Sordariomycetes, Glomerellales, Glomerellaceae. The record is from RefSeq and is a predicted model, not a curated record. Gene Ontology annotation, molecular function: single-stranded DNA binding; 5'-tyrosyl-DNA phosphodiesterase activity.